AUGCGUGUAGCAUGGCUGACCAUAGACCGGCUCAGAAGUGGCCGAGACAUUCGCCUCUCGACCGCGACCAUGAGAGCACUCAACUCUCGACGCCCACGGUCACCGAGCGUCCACCGGCUCGUACCGUCGCGACCGACUCUCUGUUUCCUCCUUGUGCUCUGCGUCCUCCAGGACACACGAGCGCGGAGUGUGCCGCACGAUGACGACGGCGGGAUUUCGGCAACGGUGGAGGCAACGAGUGACUCCGGCUUCGAGGUAGCAGCAGGCGGUGCGGACGAAGAAGCGCGGGGAAGAAGCUUGACGGAGGACGCCUACGUCGGGCAGGAUGGGAACGCGAAGGACGACGGUAGUGUUGUUAUCGAAGACGGGAGAAAUUUGGAAGAGCGGCUCGUCGCCGAGCAAUCCGAGAAGAUCCGAAUCGAAGCCGCCGCCGACGAAGGCAGCGUGGCGAAGAAGAGGCGAAGGAACGACGUGAGCCUCGCAGUUGGUAAGUCCAUGUUGCAGGACGGCGAGGGUAACCCGCAGAAGGACGAGGGUAUUCGGCGAUUCGACGCGCAGGUCGACGACAGCGAGGAACUCGGUCAACGGAGGAUCUUGGACGACGGCGUCGCCGAGGACGGCAUCCUGCAUUUGCGGGAAGACGCCGUCGAGCAUCCGAGAGGACUGAUCGACGUGAAACUGUCGCCCGCGUACGUGAAUCGCCCCGUCGACGAGGACGAGGAGAAGUACGGGGAGAUCUCCGACGACCUCCGCAGGAGGCUCGACGACGCCGUGAAUUCGGCGGAGAAGAUAGAAGGGGAAACUGAAGGGGAAACGGGCCAGGUGAAGAAUCCGGCGGAGGCCAACGAGGCGCAGAUCGAGAUGAUCGACGGGGUGAGCGAGGAAGUGCGCAAUGACCUCCGCAGCUUGGAGCUCGGCGACUCGGACGAGGGUGAGAGGAAUCCAGAGGGACGCGUCGUCGACGAGGUCGCGACGACGGGGGAAACCGGGGCGCAAGAUCAGGAUCUGAACAGGGAGCACAGGCAGUUAGCCGAAACGCCAGGUAAGUCCAAGUACAGGAGCUCGACCGUGUACCUGAGCGCUGAGGAGGGCAGUUCACCAGGUCGCGACCAAGAGUCGAUCGUGGACGGCCAGAUAAAAAGGUUGAUAUCCAUACGCGACGACGCUCUCGAGUCGGCAGGCGACGGCGUGAAACCCGUGGGAGACGAGGAGGAAGCUUUUCUCGCGGGGAAGUCGGUGGGGAUCGACGUGACCGACGGCGGCGAGGAGGACGAGGAGAUUCGCAAUCAACGCAGCAGCGACACGUCCGCUCCGCCCGAGAAUCUCGAGCAGCCUUCUUUAACGACGGAGACCGGUCCCGAUCGUCUGCAAAGAUGGAGGAAUCAAGCGGCGAUGCUGCAGGAACAGAUCCGAAACCGGACGUUUCUUCAGUACCUGAGGGAACACGCGGUCGAGGUGCUUCCCGACAUACCGAAAUUCACGGAGGGCCAGCUGUUGGAGACCUUGAAGAAUAUCUGGCAGUCGCGAGUCAGACCGUCGUCCAACGAGACGUACUCGGCGUCCUUGAACGCGAGCGCGUUCAGCCACGAUCAAGUCGAGAUAAUCAAGUGCGCUGAGCAACUGACGGAGGCGAAGCAACGUCAGACCUUCGUACAGAACAUAACCGAAUGCGUGCGAGGCCUCAGCGUGAUAAAUUGCCUGCGAGUCUUCGUCUGGCCCGUCGUGCUCGACAACAUGCCGCAAUCAAUCAGCCAGACCCUGAGCAACUUACCGAUCGAGAUCAACCUGAUGGACUUGUUUCAGAGGGCGAAAACAGCGCGAUCGGAGAACAGCGUUCACCGUCCGAGGUUGCUCACGCCGGAGUCCGUCGUGUUCGCGAUCCUGAAGAACGCCCUCGACUCGAAUGAUGAAAAACACACGCAUGAUCAAAGGCCGAUUUACAUCGACUCGAGAAACGAGACCCUGAGGAGGCUGCUCACCAUCGGCCAGCUGCAGAUCCUGCAAAUGGCCGAGAAACUGCUGCCCGGUGAGGCGCGUCGCGAGUACUCCGACAGGAUGUUUUCAUGCGUGCGCAGGUUCGAGUACUUCAGCUGCGUCAAGUACUUCGCAUGGCCGAUGGUGAAGCAGUACCACCCGGACUUGCCAGACUUCCCGGAUUACCAAGCCUGGUACCCCUCCAUCGCGUAUUACCCGCAGUAUCCAAUCGUACCCUUCCCCAGCUUCGUGGAGACGACGGGUGAGCUGCCGGAGGUCGUGGACGCCGACGCUACGAGAAUGAGGAAGCCGAAGCCGGAGGCGGUGAUCGUCAACAUUCUCCAGAACACCCUGAGGGAGCACGCGAAGGUACCACCUCCGUCCGUCGCGCAUAACGCCGAUUCUUACAUCGCCUUGCUGCCGCCGGAGCAAUUGUUGUCGAUCCACAUGGCCGAGCAGCUUCUCCCCACUCCGUAUCGGCCGGAGUUCGUUCAGAAGACCGUAAAGUGCAUUCAGGAGUUCAGCUACAUGACUUGCAUCAGGUACUCCACUUGGCCGACGGUCAAACAGUUCAGCCCCGCUCUGCCGCCUUUGCCGGAUCUCACCGGCUGGUUACCGGACUGGUCGAUCCCGCAAGUUUUCGGCUCUUACCUGCCGGAACUGCCGAGCUUUGCCGAUUUGACCUCCUUCAUACCCGGCUUAGGUGGCGGGACUCCUGAGCAACCGCCACAAUCUGGUGAUUCCACCGGCCAGGCACAGUCUGGACGACUUCCCACGACACCGCUCCGUCAAUAUGAGAUCUCCCCCGAGGCAAUCGGCGAACUGGAGAGCAAGAUCAUCGAGAUCCUUACGAGAGUGCGUAACUCCCUGAAAAUUGUACCGGAGAGCUCGCCUUUGAUCAUCAGCAGCAACGUGAUCGUCCUGACGACCAUCACCGAGAAGCAAAUCAACAUACUGAAAUUAGCGGAGAGUAUUCUGCCGCCUCCAGUUCGGGCGCCGCUCGUCACUCAGGUUUUCUCUUGCCUUCAGGCGAGCAACGACUUCAUCAACUGCACCAGGUACGUCAUCUGGCCCACGGUGGCUCUUUACGUUCCAAAUCUGCCGGAGUUCCCUAGCCCUCCGUCCAACCGACAGCCAUCGAAACAGGACUGUCAACAGACACCGCUGAAAGACAAGGACAACUCGCAUCAGAUCAACGAGGAGCAGUGGGACAAUUCGCAGAACGCGGCGAACCCCAACGUGAAGAUUAUUUCUAGGACGAAGUACCCGCAGAGCAACACCCCGGUAAUCAGCGUGACCGGCACGCGAUUCGUGCCGAUAUUCACGGAACACCCUGAGUCGGUGAUACUCAACAUCCUGCGCUCGAUUCAGCUGACUUUGCCCAACGCUCCGAGCGAUCCGACCGCCAGCAAGGUCACCAGCACGCAGCACGUCGCCGAUCUGCUCAACGACCAGCAGGAGAAGAUCCUCAGGGCAACGGAGGACCUGCUACCCGAACCCGCUCGUCCUUCCUUCUUCGAGCGAAUGAUCGAGUGCGUUCGCAAGGAGAGCUUCUUGGUGUGCUCGAGGGAAGUGUUGUGGCCCACCUUAUCGGAGUACUUCCCCCGACUCCCCAGCUUCCCCAACUUCGGAGCGAAUUCGCAAGCGACCGACAGCAAGCCCACAUUACCGCCGAAUCUGACCGACACGUCGCCGUUUUCCGAGACCGACGUCAAGGUCGGCCAACACGGAGACGCUACCGUCACGAUCACGGACACGAGAUUCUACCCCAUCUUCACGGAACACCCGGAGAACGUGAUCCUGAACAUCCUGAGAGCCGUGCAACACGCCACACCGGGCCUGCUGAAUUCCGUGAUCAGACCGAGGUCGCCGGAGGUAAUGGCUUAUUUCACGGAACAGCAGGGCAACAUCGUCCAGGUCGCCGAGAGUCUGCUACCGGAGUCGGUAAGGCCGGUUUUCGUCGACAGAAUGGUCACUUGCGUACGCGAGAGCACGUUCCUCGAGUGCACCCGGGACAUCGCUUGGCCAACGAUCGCGCAAUUCUUCCCACGACUGCCGAACUUCCCGAACUUCGGGGGCUCGCAGAGCAUGCCGAGGACGAAACUCGGCCUGUCGUCCAUCUUGCUGCGGAACGCUUACUCGGAGAGUCAACCGUCCGACGAGAAGGCUCAGGAUGUCCCGAAGAGCGCCAUGGAGAGCGUCGAGGAUAAGAUAGAGGCUGUGCUGAAAGAGCUGCUGAGCGAGGAGGGCGCGUCGACGCGUCUGGGCAACUCCUACCUGGACGCGGACAAUCCAGUGAUAGGCGACCUCUUGACCGCUCGGGAGAUGAACAUCGUGAAACUGACGGAGAAAGCGAUACCGGAUCCCUUACGUCGCACUUACAUCACGAACAUGCUGGAGUGCGUGAGGAGCAACAACUUCAUGACCUGCACCCAGCACAUCAGCUGGCCGACCCUGAAGCAAACCUCACCGGCUCUGCCGAGCUUCGACCAACUGUUCGGUCAAUUCCCCGGCUUGGCUCAGUUUCCCGAUCUCGCCGGCCAGAUCCCCGCCUUCCCCGGCGUGGGGAACUACCCGUUCGCCGAGUUACCGUCUCAGAUCACCGCAAUACCAGGCGGGAUUCAAGGCGCGAUACCGGGCAUUCCGAGUGGCGUUCCUCAGUUCCCAGGGCUCCCCGAGUUCCCUAGCCUCGGCGGCAUUGGUUUCCCGUCUUACGUGAAACACAUUCCGAGCGGCGCACCGGAGACGAAGCCGCAGCAGCAGACGAACCAACCGAGGCUCCCGCCGGACGCUGAACAGACGAACCAGAUAAGUGGAGUUUCGGUGGCUGCGGACACUCCGUCAGUAGACGAGCAAGGCACCGUCCCCGGAUACCUCGGACAGCCGUCGAGCAUCCUCAUAGAUAUCUCCAAGGAGAAGGUCCACCUGUCCGACAUCGAGCAUCAACGAGAUCCAUCGCCGGAGUCCGUUCCCUCGGAUCAAUCGAAGAAACGCGAGAGAAGACGCAGAAGCACCGAGCGGCUGUCCAAUUUCUACUACGAGACCGACGGAAAGACGGCCGAGAGGGCUUCCGAGACGACGGACAGCACGUUCCCGAACAUCACGGAAUCCGAGUUUCUUCAGCUUCUAAUUAAUAUCUCGCGAUCCAAGGCGACCUCCGAGGAGAAGCACGCGAAGACCAAGACUGAGUACUUCGUGGACACGUUGAAUUCCACAAUCAAGAAUUCCCUGACUGCCGACCAGUACGAGAUCCUGAAGGUCGUCGAGGAUCUGAACGAGGAUCACACCACCAACCGCGGCCUCUUGACGCGGGUGGUUCAAUGCAUACGCAGCUUCAGCUUCAUCAGAUGUAUGGGCAUCUUCAUCUGGCCCGUCAUCACCAGCACCGUGCCGUCCUUGCUCGGCUUGCCGUCCUUGCCCGCGAUCCCCGGUCUUGGCCUCCUCGGCAGAUCGACGGAGUCCGAAGUGCAAAACUUCUUCGGCAUGUCGACGAGCGAUUUCGAGAAGGAACUGUUGGAGAGGAAAGACUCGGUUGAGAACAUCUUCCUGAAUUGGUACAAGAGACUGAUGGAGGACAAGUUUCAGGCGAACAUCGGCUUCCUGAGGAUCAAGGGCUACGGGAACGGUGAGGUGGGCAUCAGCUUCAACAGCUUCCGCGAAGGUAGAGCCACGAAGAUCAAGGACAACAAGAAUCUGCCGAGUAUUUUGACGAUCAUCAGCGACAUUAUGGAAGAAGUGCUCGAUCAGCGACCGGACAACGAGAAGAUCAAGAAGGACAAAGAGAAGCGAGAGCGCAGCCUCGACGACGUGCAAGAGGCGGACUUCCAGCUCCUCAGAGAGAGCGACGAGUACGCCGACAUUAAGCGCUCCAUGAACGACGAUCAGAUAAUCACCAUGUUCCUGGACAAAAUCAAGGCAAAUGCGAGCGAUUUCGCCGACGGCGAUGUCACUCAAUACCUGAACAUGGAGGACGCUUACAACGCCUUCGGCGUGCUCUUCGGCACCCGCUUGAACGAAAAAUUCGCGAGUCGACUGAAGACCUUCACCGAGGAGCACCUGAGGAGGAGUUUGAACAGGAAGGAUCCCGAGGACCACGCGAAAGGAUCCAGCGGGGAGGAGCUGAAGGUGAUACCCUUGAAAGAAAAGGAAAUAUCCUACGACCUCGAGAAGGAGUCCGCGGAGAGUCAAGAGCAGCGAAAGCGGGAGCAUCGCGCGAAGAGCGAAUUCAAGUCUUUCUUGAGCAAGUACUCGGACAAGUACGUGAGGAACAUCGCCGCGGAGGAGAGCGACGAUCCCGAUCACGACAAUAAGAUCAAGGAUACCGCCGAGUCGACCCCCGACAAGAACCCGCGCUCGGAAUUGAGACUGCAGCUGCCGAGUCUGCGCGAGGACGUGAUGUCUCGGAAGAUCACGAGCACGGUGAUACAUUUCGGCCGAGCGAUGAAGAUGAAGAUCGGCAACAUGAUGCCCGGAAUCGGCUUCGUGAUAUCCUUCCUCAUCCAGACCGCGUUGGCUCACGCGAGGGCGGCCGCGUCCAUGGCCGGGAUGAUCAGCAACAUGGCCCUCGCGUCAGCCAUGUUCGGCAUGCUCCGGCAGAGUCUGUUCGGCUCGGACAACCCGAAAGUCAAGUACGUCUACGACAACGACAAAACCGGCCCCGGUAUCACCUGGCCGUAUCACGGGCCCUAUUAUCACGGGAAAUAG
Messenger RNA from Dinoponera quadriceps, 6678 nucleotides. RefSeq lists its product as uncharacterized. The coding region runs from base 1 to 6678 and encodes 2225 amino acids. NCBI's taxonomy places the organism in Eukaryota, Metazoa, Arthropoda, Insecta, Hymenoptera, Formicidae. The transcript is spliced from 2 exons. The record is from RefSeq and is a predicted model, not a curated record.